Neocloeon triangulifer is the source of this 1701-nucleotide messenger RNA. RefSeq lists its product as uncharacterized. The record is from RefSeq and is a predicted model, not a curated record. Bases 373 to 1335 code for a protein of 320 amino acids. The transcript has 10 exons. Lineage: Eukaryota; Metazoa; Arthropoda; Insecta; Ephemeroptera; Baetidae.
AAGAAACGCCCGGCUAGAUUCAAAACUUUCAAAAGUGAAGCGUCAGUUAGAAAUUGGAAAUCGGUGGUCAGCGUGUCAGCGAGUACGGACGUAUUGCUUGAGCCGAUAGACUCAAGGUGUUCUCACAGAAAAAGGAGAACAACGAAAGUGCUUGCAAGCGUUUUGCCCGUCGUACCCUGGCAUCAUUGGACCUACGUCAGAAGACAUGGAAAUGGUCGAUCAGCUCGCGUGCGUUGUUCACGCAUUUUUAAGCAUGGAGAAGAGAAUGCGAGAGGCCACCGAUGUGUUCUCACAGAAAAAGGAGAACAACGAAAGUGCUUGCAAGCGUUUUGCCCGUCGUACCCUGGCAUCAUUGGACCUACGUCAGAAGACAUGGAAAUGGUCGAUCAGCUCGCGUGCGUUGUUCACGCGUUUUUAAGCAUGGAGAAGAGAAUGCGAGAUUCCUCCGACAUCUCUUCUAUGCUCAAAGUAGCUCAGAAUUGCAGGAAAAGGAGCCCAGUCCAUGAGAUUGUCAAAGAAAUUCAUCGGCACAAGGAACAACUCUCCCUGAGACUUGAACGAGAAUUUCAAAAGUUAAUUGUGUCCAAACUGCCCCUGAUGAAACAAAAUAAAUUCUCUCUGAUUGUUGAGCAAUUUUUGCUUGAUGAACUGCGGGCAGAAACAGUGCUCAUGCGAAGGCUUGUUUGCAAGGAAUGCAAACAUAUCGUGUGCCAACCGGAGUUAUCACCUUUUUGCAACACAAACGAUAUGCGCUGUUGGGCAGGCUUUGAGGACCCAAGGAGGUCAUGUUUAAAAGAAAGAUGCGAUGGCAAGUACAUUCAGGAGGUUGUGCUGAAUGAGUCUUGUAUCUGGAUUGACUGCAUGUCGAAGAACAGCCCAAACCGUUUUGAGGAGAUGGAAUAUUUGGCUAACAAUGGUCUCAUGCCAUCUGUGUUGCGGCUGAAUGAAAAAGAAUUCACUCUGAGUGGCGCAUUGAUCCGAGAGCACAGACUUGGCGAUGCAGAUUUUGAGCCAGAAGAAUGUGAUUACCAUCACUUAGGAGAUAUUUUUCUUCACCAGCCUUUGGAAGAAGAAUAUUUAGAUAUUUCUGAACUUGGCUCAAAGUCAGUUGACCAAGGAAAUGCUGAGAGAGCAAGAACAUACUUUGUUGAGAGACAGCAGACAGGAACAUGGAAUAAGAUUGGUUACCUGAACACGGAACUAUGGGGUGAACCGUGGGAAGCAGACGUGGAAAACUGCAGAUUCCCAGGUUAUCCAGCGAGCAGAACGCCCCGCCACCCCGCUGGCCGGAUGACCCUCCUCGCCGCAAGCCUGGUCACGCAGAGCCCAGCCUGAGGACGCCGGGCUGCCCAAGUCCCGACCACCCCAGUUGGGCGGACACUUUUGCCAGCCGGCGACCUGGACCAGGCAGCACCUCCGGACUACUCACACACCAGCCUGACCUACGAGACCCACCCCCGAGUUUUGCCUGCAGAGUUGACAGGUUCCCAGCGAGAGGCCAGGCCUUCACCGUGACUGACGCUAGGCCUCUUCGGGGAACCUGUCCAACCCUGCGGCUGCCCUCCUCACGUGUCAUCUGAGCAGCAACCACAAGACGUCACCCCACUUGCCCCACCUCCCAUCUGUGUUUACCCCAUUUAAUUAAAACACAUUAUCCAAAGAGUUAGAAUUGUACCUUUAUAGGGAAUAUAACCCAAACAA